Messenger RNA from Vanessa tameamea, 3573 nucleotides. RefSeq lists its product as uncharacterized. The coding region runs from base 148 to 1308 and encodes 386 amino acids. The transcript is spliced from 4 exons. Lineage: Eukaryota; Metazoa; Arthropoda; Insecta; Lepidoptera; Nymphalidae. The record is from RefSeq and is a predicted model, not a curated record.
AACCGAAUGGCAGACUCGUGACUGACAUCUGUGACAUGACGUGAUAAUAACUAAAAAGUACACAAUCUGAUAAUUGAUACUACGUUUUCUUACCUAUUUUGUUGUGCUUAUUUUUAUUCACAUAUUUUUUAACAAAAUUUAGUUAUAAUGAGUAAUGCGGAAGAAAAGUCACUUGAAGCUAUUGAAACAAAUGGUAAUUUAAACAAAGAUGAAGAUCGAAAAAAUUGGGUUAAGUUUGAUGAUGAAUCUCCACAACAAAGUGAUUUAAAAUUAAAAUCAAAGGUGUCGGAUGAAUCAGCCGUUAGUACUAUAAGACAAACAACGGCUUCGAAUCCUGCUAUACCUGCUGUACUUAAAACUGAAACAGUACAUGUGAACUUAGAUCGCAGCGAAAAUAAUAUCGAACCUCUGUCGCAAAGUGCUGUGAUGAAAAAUGUUGAAUAUAUCAAUGCCCGCCAUGGUUUUUCUAAUGGCGACGUUAUAGUGACCUUGUUGCCUACUAAUACGAAAUGGCCCUGGAUUACCACAGCAAGAUUUCGUCCAGAACUUGUCCCUGAGGAGCUGAUGGCUCAGGGUUUAACUUUGACUGUUGAGGAAUAUGUUCAUGCGAUGGAACUGCUUGUGAAUGAUGCUCGUUUUACAAUGUAUAAUAUUUGCUAUAAGAGAGUUCUAAUUUGUUGGGUUACGAUUGCAUUUCUCGUGCUCCUAACUUUGCUAUUUUCGGGCUUGACUGGUCUGACAUUAUUCUCACUCGGAGUCAUGUGGCUUGUUCUAAAUGCAAUGGCCAUUUUCCUUUGCAUGUGGAUAAAGUUAAAACUCUCAAAAGGAUUGGAGCAAUGUUUAGCAAGUGUUAAUAAAUUGUUGAAUAAGCACAAACUUUUGCUAGCAUUAGAUGACAGAGGAAAAAUAUCAUGUCAUAAAGUAAACUUAUGCUACAUGUAUUUUGAUUCGGGGCCGUGCAUAGCACAUUUACAACAAUUUAUUGAUAGCGAAGAAGGCAAAACUAUAAUGCAAGGUUGGGAACGAAGAUUAGAUGUGUCAACUAAUGAUAUUGUCAUACAAGGCAGUCAGUCAACAAGAUUAUCUCGGAAACAGGAGAGAGGUGCACUUCUAUAUUUACGAUACGCUGGUCGUUGGGGAUCGCACGCAGUUAAAAACAGAUUGAAUCUCAGCAGUGCUGUGCCCGGACGCCACGGCGAAAAAUUCAUCUGCCCUUGUCAGUUCAUAGAAGAACACUUAAAAACGAAGCCACCUGGAGGAUUAGCUAAGUUUUUCACUUUACCUACUCAAAGUAUUCAGUUAUACUGAACAACAUUAUAAAAAUAGUAAUAUGUCCGUCCAUUUUGAAUUUAUAGUAGUAUAAUAAAAAUUGUAUAAUAAAAAUUGUAUAAUAUUUAAUUAACUAGAUAUUUAAAUUAUUUUUAACAGUUUUUAGUAAUGUUUAAAUGUACUUAUACAUUUAUGUAACAUUAUUGUCCAUAUUAUUCUUUAUUACAUAGGUAUACAUUUUAUUUAUAAAUAUAUUUACCUAAUGCAGUUACUUAACUAAGAUUUAACAGUUUUGUUUAGAAGAUGAUAUUUAACCGUAAUAUGGGAUCAUUUAAUUUACAAACAUUCAGAACUCCACAUAUCUUUGUUUGUAAAAGUUAGAAUAAUUUUAUUUAUAAAUUAACCAAUUCAUAAAAUAAUACAUAUCAAAAUAGCAAGACUACAUAAUGUAAUUGGUAGAUUUUUUGUAAACAAAGUCAUAAAACAAAAACUGUAAUUGUGUACUAACUCAUAAAAAUAUUUUAGUCUAACUUAAAAUGUUAUUAUGUACUUUUUAUUACUUACUAUAUUAUACAUAUUACUUGUAUUUUAAGUUGACUAAAAAUUUUAUAUUAAGACUAAAAGUGAUGUUACUGUACUUAAUGGAUAUAUAAGGCUCACAUGUUUAUAUAUUCGCUUAAAACUAUACAGAAAAAGUAGGGCAUUUUACCGUUGUUUUUUUUAAGGAAAAAUAUAUUGAAACUAUGUACCAUGUUAGAUAUAUAUUGAAACACAAGGCAGGUGAUUGUUUCAAAAAUUGCUUGGCUUUUAUUUACUAUAAUAUAAAUUAGUAGGUAAUUAUUUCAUCCAAAGCCUACUUACUAUCAUACAUUUAAUUUUAAGUGAAAGGAAUUUGAGCUAUGAAAAAAGUAAAUCAAAUAAAGGAAUUUAUGGAAUUUUCAUAAAAUUAACAUCGUUUCUACCUAUAAAGUUAUAAUCAUUCUGGCAACAGACACACUUAUUCUUCAGAAAAUUGCUGAAUACUUUAGUUCGACUUCAAAAGAAAUAAGCCAAAUAUUAAUUGUUACAAGCAAUCAGCAUAAUAGCUCAAAAAUUUAAUAUCAUGUAAUAUAGAAAUUGGUCUGCUCAAAUCACUAAAGUUCAUUGUGUGCCAAAUUCUUAUCAUUGAUAAAGAAGCAUGAUUAAUCUUGUUUUCUUUUUCCUACUCUAUUUUUUUAAUAUAGUUAAAUUAUUUUUAUUUACUUGAUGAUAAUGCACAUUAUAAUAUUGUUAGAGCACAUGUAUAACUGUUAUCAAUGAAAUGUUCAUUUAAUAUCAAAAUUACUUUUUUUUUGUAAAUAUUUCAUUAUAAACUAUAUUAUACUUAUGGUAUUAUAUACAUAACAAGUAUUAAAUGGAAACAAAGUCUGCUGUGGAAAUCCACUUUGUAUGUUUAGAGUGAUUUCAUUAUUGUGGAUUUUAUAUUUAAUUAUAAAAAAGAAAUUGUUAUUUCACAUAUCAUGUGGAUUUAUCGGUACCAUAUUCACAAUAAGCCCUGAAACAUAAAAUCCAAAGUAAUGGGUACAAAAAUAAAACAACAUACUAAUUAAUAAUAUUAUUGUAUAAUCUCUACUUCAUAUAUUUUGUAAUUUUAACAUGAUAUAUAUAUAGUUAAAAGUAAAGCCGAUUGUCAUCCUAUAUUAUAUAUUCUGUGCAAUGUGUAGUCAUUGUACCUAAAAUUAUUAUUGCUCUUGGUUUUUCUUACAAGUACCUAAAAGAGACAAAUAAUAAUAAACUAAGUAAUUAAAAUCAAACUAGUCGUCUUGAGCACAAAAACUGUAUAUACACAUACAGGUAAUUAUUUAAAUUCAGAUAUAUUUAUUUAAAUUUUAUGUUAUCAUUACAUUCUUAUUAUUUACUAUUAUGUAAUUCUGUUUAAUUAAACAUAAAUUUAUAGAUAGGGUUGGAAUUUGAAAAUAGGUAGGGAUUUAAAUUUUAAGCCAAAGCUCAAUAUUGUUUAACAUCUGUUGAUAUUUGAAAGAAAUAAGUAGUAAUAAUUUUGCGCACAAUCAUUUUAGGGAUGUAUCACAUUUUUAUUAACUUAUUUUUUUAUGUUAUACUUAUUGCAAUGGAAUCGAAAUUGUGAUCUAAAAUAUGUGUAUAGCAGGUUUUAAAAAUUCAAGUAAUUUUAUAAAAGGUAGCUAGUUGUUGUGAUUAAAUAUAACAUUCCGUCCUUUACAAAAUUUAUUUAUGCAUAUAAUAUUUAGUCAUUAAUAAUAUAUUCUUUGUACACAUUUUUGUUAUUUAAUAAAUAUAUGAAAUCUA